AUGUCUAGUUAUAAACCACCUCGAGAGCCUAGAGCACUUCCACGUGAUCUAGACGGCAAACCUCGUAACAAAGUUAUCGAUGAGGUCUUUGAUAAGAACCGGGAUCAUAGGGUGGAUACCAAUAGCACCGAGAAUAUCCUCAUGGGUAUGAUGAGCAACAUCGAUUGCGUGAGCGACUAA
This is a messenger RNA of Sclerotinia sclerotiorum 1980 UF-70, 180 nucleotides long. RefSeq lists its product with no specific name. The record is from RefSeq and is a predicted model, not a curated record. Lineage: Eukaryota; Fungi; Ascomycota; Leotiomycetes; Helotiales; Sclerotiniaceae. The coding region runs from base 1 to 180 and encodes 59 amino acids. The transcript has a single exon.